Molecule: messenger RNA, 6760 nt
Organism: Cuculus canorus (common cuckoo)
Lineage: Eukaryota; Metazoa; Chordata; Aves; Cuculiformes; Cuculidae
Gene: SLC44A1
Product: solute carrier family 44 member 1
Exons: 16
Coding region: 157-2106 (649 amino acids)
Biological process (GO): transmembrane transport; choline transport
Cellular component (GO): plasma membrane
Molecular function (GO): choline transmembrane transporter activity
Source: RefSeq, a predicted model, not a curated record
UCCCGCCUCUUCCCCUGAGCCACAGCCGUCGCCACGCGGGGGGAGGAUGAGGGGGCGCCGCGGCGGGGCUGGUGCCGCAGCCGCGCUCUGCUGAUCGGGUCCAGCCGAAGGGGUGCCCGCCGCCUGCCCGCCGCCGGGGCUGAGGCCGCGGACGCCAUGGGCUGCUGCAGCUCCGCCGCGCAGAGCUCCAAGCGAGAGUGGAAGCCUCUGGAGGACCACAGCUGCACAGAUGUACCAUGGCUGCUCUUAUUCAUACUUUUCUGCGUAGGAAUGGGUUUUAUCUGUGGAUUCUCAAUAGCUACAGGAGCAGCUGCAAGACUGCUUUCAGGAUAUGACAGUUAUGGAAACAUUUGUGGACAGAAAAAUAUCAAGGUGGAGGGAAUAGAAAACAGUGGUCUGGACCUCAGAAACAAGAAGUAUGUGUUCUUUUUGGAUCCUUGCAACAUUGAUCUAGUACAUCAGAAGAUCAAAUCUCUUGCUUUAUGUGUAUCAGCUUGCCCAAGGAAAGAACUAAAAACUCUGGCUGAUAUUCAGAAAUUUGCAGAAACUAAUGGAUCUGCUCUGUGUAGCUAUGAACUAGAGCAAUCAAAAUACACUACAGACCCAAGGGCUGCCAAGCUGUGUCCUAAAUUUCCUGUUCCAGAGAGUGCACCUAUUCCAUUCUUCCAUCGCUGUGCUCCUGUGAACAUUUCCUGCUAUGCCAAGUUUGCAGAGGCCCUGAUCACCUUUGUCAGUGACAGUAGUGUCUUACACAGGCUGAUUAGUGGAGUUAUGACCAGCAAAGAGAUUAUAAUGGGACUUUGCUUGUUAUCACUAGUGUUGUCCAUGAUUUUGAUGGUUAUUAUAAGGUACAUUUCAAGAGUACUCGUCUGGAUUUUAACAAUUCUUGUCAUUCUGGGAUCACUCGGUGGUACAGGGGUCCUGUGGUGGCUUUAUGCUAAGCAACGAUUAUCUGCCAGUGCUGUUGAGACUCAAAUAGCCAAAGACAAUCUUCAGGCUCUACUGAUCUAUGCCAUUUCAGCUACAGUCUUCACGGUUAUCUUGUUCUUGAUAAUGUUAAUUAUGCGCAAACGAGUAGCUCUCACCAUUGCCUUGUUCCAUGUGGCUGGCAAGGUCUUCAUUCAUCUGCCGCUGCUAGUCUUCCAGCCAUUUUGGACAUUCUUUGUGCUUAUCCUGUUCUGGACAUACUGGAUCACGGUCCUGCUUUUCCUUGGUACUACAGGUAGUCCUGUCCCAAAUGAAGAAGGAUUUGUUGAAUUUCGGAUGGUAGGUCCUUUAAAAUACAUGUGGUGGUACCAUGUGGUGGGACUCAUCUGGAUCAGCGAGUUUAUCCUAGCCUGUCAGCAGAUGACAGUAGCAGGGGCUGUUGUGACAUACUAUUUUACAAGAGAGAAGAGGAAUCUGCCAUUUACUCCUAUUCUGGCAUCUGUUAAUCGUCUUGUUUGUUACCAUCUGGGAACAGUAGCAAAGGGGUCUUUCAUUAUUACACUAGUGAAGAUACCACGAAUGAUUCUAAUGUAUAUUCAUACACAACUCAAAGGAAAAGAAAAUGCUUGUGCUCGCUGUAUGCUUAAAGCCUGCAUCUGUUGCCUUUGGUGUCUAGAAAAGUGCCUGACCUACUUAAAUCAGAACGCAUAUACAGCCACAGCUAUCAACAGCACCAACUUCUGCACCUCAGCAAAGGAUGCCUUUGUUAUUCUAGUGGAAAAUGCUUUGCGAGUCGCUGCCAUAAACACAGUUGGGGAUUUUAUGCUGUUUCUAGGAAAGGUCCUGAUUGUCUGCUGUACAGGUUUGGCUGGGAUUAUGUUGCUGAACUACCAACGAGAUUACACCAUCUGGGUGCUGCCGCUAAUCAUUGUCUGCCUUUUUGCAUUCCUGGUUGCUCACUGCUUCCUUUCCAUUUAUGAAAUGGUUGUUGAUGUCCUUUUCUUAUGUUUUGCCAUCGAUACAAAAUACAACGAUGGGAGCCCUGGGAGGGAAUUCUACAUGGAUAAAGUUCUCAUGGAGUUUGUGGAGGAUAGUAGGAAAUGUAUGAAAGACGCUGGCCGGGGAGGAGCUGAGGGCAGAGAGCUAAAACCAAUGGCCUCUGGAGCAAGUUCAUCUUGAAACUAGCCAGCCAUAUUGGAACCCAUUGACAUUCCAAAACAGUAUAUAUAUAUACAUAUAUACAUACAUAUAUAUAUAUAUAUGAAAAUAAACAGCCAAAAUCAGAGAAAAGGAACAGGGAUUUAAUACUUUUUUUAACAAUUAUUUUUGUGAAACAUGUACUCUUUUCAUACGGGUGGCUUUUACAAGCAGCUUUAUCAUUGUUCCAUUUUUUAAAUUACUCAUUAUGGUCAUAGAAAUGUUGGUUCUUAUCUGCUUGCUAUUUUACAUCUGGAGGAGGUAUCGUUGUAAACAUAAUCUGAUGACUGAGUUUAGAGACAGAUUUCCCAUGAUACUGCUAAUCUGCUGAGCGUUUUACUUGUUUUGUUUAUUUACAUUUACAUACAAUACAUUCAAUUUCCAGUUACAUGUAAGGAAAACUUUCAAAUCAAGAAAAGUCUCAUAUUUAGUUUUUCAGAUGGUGGUUUCAGUGAGAAGUCAUUCAGUUUGAAAGGAUUUGUAAGUAGUCAUUUCACUUUACAGCCCUGUGAGGGCACAGUUUUGUUCAUCAAUAUCUGAUAUCACAAUAACCAACUCCUCAGGUAUUCAAGUGUGUGGAAGCCCUUGCAUCUCCUAUUAAACAGAAACUACAAAAUGGGGACAGAUAAUUUUUAUAUGCAAUUAACUUCCUUUCUUACCCUACUUAUCCCUCAUACUCAUUUCCCUCUACCUUCCCCUUGAGUUCAGUAGCCUUCUUCACAGUUCAGCAGUGUUCCUUUGAAGGGUAUGGAUUCUCCAUAUAAGCAAUUAAAAUAACACAUGGUUAAAGCUCAGUCUUAGCCAUAGUCAUGAUUAAUUCAUGACUAGAUAUAAAGAUGCUGAGAAUGGGAAGAGAAAUGAGCUGUUCUACUGUACAAACAAGUACUGCAUGCUUCAUUUAAUUUAAUGCCAGAGAGCUCUGGGAGGUGGAAGGGACGAUUCCUUGCCUGUUGCUUCAUCCAUAUUUGUAUGUACUGUAGUGGGUGGCUAAAACAGAAGAGGGCAGAGAAACAUUUCUUUGGAAGUGUAACUGCCAGGAUAGUUUCCUAAAGUUAUCAAAUGACAAGAGAACGUGCUUUUUUAUAACUAUUACUGGAUACAUAUAUUUCUUUUCAGUCUGGAAGCUCACCAGAUAUGAAUGCUAAUAUUCAGUUGUUCAGCGUAUUGUAAUGGUAAACGCUUAAAAGUGUAUUUGCUAAGAAUUCAUGAUCUGUCUAUGCUAUAUACUUUUGUUACAAUUUUUUUAAGAAGACUAUUUUUGUUAAUGUAAAGUUAAUAUUUCAGAGUAGAAUUUUUAAACUUAUUGCACUAAAUACAAGCUCUGUACAAAUAAAUAAUGCCUCAAUGUUUCAAUCACUCCAUUCAAGAAAAAAUUUUGAAAGAGAAAAGCCCUUCUAUAGAAGCUUUGUGAUGGAGUGGAGAGGUGUGUCUGAAUAGAGACAUGCACAUCUCAUGUUAUCAAGGUUUAAUAAGUAAGCAGUUAUCUGUGCUUCCUUUCAGAGGGUCAGACUUUUAAAUUGCUGCCGAAGGUUUAAAAAUACGUAGUAUCAUGUAGCUAACCAGUGCUCUUACCUUUUGGCAACAGUGAAAUAUUUCACUUCUGCUUCUAGAAGUCAUUUGAUAACUUAGAUUUGUUUAGUUUUCUUUUGGUAAGCCAAUUAAAAGGAUUUAUGCUUUUCAUACCACAGAGCUCAAACUCUAUGAAAGAUAUGAAAAUAAAAAUAUAUUUAGAAAUGAUAGCUGCUGGGGAGGCAGGGAGACAGAAUUAUCCAGUCCUGCAUGCACUUAGACAUCCAUUUAAGUGAACCAUAUUGGUGAUUUCACUGGCAUCAGGAGGGCUCUCUAAGUAGGGGAAUUGUAAGUUACACAUCAAUGUACGUGCUAACUGGAUUAAAAACUUCAACCUAGGGAUUCAAACUGGAGCACUGGUGAGGCCUCUCAGUACAAGUUGGAGGUCAGACUAUCUAGAAGCAGCACUGGAGGAGCCUUAAAUUCGUGGAGAGGAAGCAUUCCUGCUGCACCAGUGUCUUAAGAGAGUAGUGGCACUGAGCACCGUUAUUUGUGUAGAUCAGUGGGGUUUAGCAAUAGAAAUUUAAAAACUGGCUUAGAUGAGUCCUAGAAACUGGAUUCCAAGGCUGAGAUACUAAACACAUACCCAGUUGCUUCCAGAGAAACUAAUUUCCAUCUUGUUUGGAAGUUAUUGGAGGUGCUUUGACUGAAGCCUUGGAUUCUGCUCGUUGUGACAAAUUUCUGCUGUGACCACUUCCACAAGUUUGUGUUCUCUGCUCACUGGAAGUCCUGGGUGGGGGUCUUUCUCUGUAAUUGUAACUAGGACUGCAGUUGGAAACAGAUUUUGUAUUUUUGUAUGACUUGACUGUGCACCAUUUUUAUAGCAGUUUAUCCUGUUUUAAAAAUAAAUUUGGUUUAUUUACAUGGUGUUUAAAGAUACAGGCAAAAGUUUUAUACGGAUAGUUGUAAUGUUUAAGUGACAAAUCUAUAUCAUUGCAAAGUUCUUAAUAAAAUUUUGUGCACCAUUCUUGAGUGUAUAUCUGGCAUGCAGAGCUUUUCAGUCAUGCCAAAAAGGCAUUCCAUCCAAACGCAGGCUUUCCAGUGGCCCUUUAUAGCUUUUGAAUGUCCUUUGAAGUUCAUUUGCAAUCAAACUACAAGCUGCCCUCUUCUAGCUAUGUCUUGUGCUGGGAAAUAAGCAGAAGACUGAUGUCUGAAGAUACAACUUUUCAGGGCAAAUUUUAACUCUGCUUUCCUUCCCUACUGGGAAUAGUGGAGUGGGAGAACACUUGACAUGUAAAUCCCUAGUUGGCAAUAGUAGUGCUAGGGUCUGCCUCAUGUGAUGGAUUAAAUAAUUUUUUGCCAGCUGGUUAUUGAAGCCAGUAUGUGGACUGCUUUGUGAGACGCAGUCUGGACUAACUAGAGAGUGAUGCUGUACUGGUAAUAACACUGCAGGAGGAGCAGAUGAGACAGCUGAGGCAGAGAAAUCAUCUUGGAAAGCCCACUGAACCAAGUAGUGCUUGAGGACUGGAGACUGAGCCUGGACAAAUUGGGUUUAUAAACCAAUACAAUAGGAUUACUGGUUCCCAGCAUUUAGUUUCUGCAGACAGUCUGCAGUGUAGCCUCUGCUCGGCUAGAUUUCAAAGGUGGAAAAAAAAACCCAUGCCGUUAUUUGAAUUGUUUACUGUUUCUCUACGUUGUUGUAAACUCUUUUUUAUUUGGAAGUUCAGCAGGACCGUGUCAUCUUUAUUGUUUCUUCUAGCCCUAGGGAAUUUUUUUGUUCUUUGAGCUCUCAUUUCUGUGUGAGCUUAUUAGCACAUGCCCUCUCACCUUCCAAGGCAAUGAUUCAGGAUAUCACCUGGACUGAAUGGGAAGGGGAGUAGGAGCUGAGCUAAAGUUCUCAGCUGGGUUUUUUGUGUGAUACCACUCCAUCACUGUUUCAGUGCUGCUCCACAGCUAAACUAAAUAUAGGAUAGGGUAUGGCCAUCUUAGAAUUGCAUUUUCAGCCUUCCAUUAGCUUGUGUUCACGUUCCUAAUUGCCAAAACCAGAUGGAGUUUUAUGUGUGUCCUUAGCUUGACAUGGUAACCCAAGGACUUUCUGCAUUAGGAUAGCAUGUCCUAGAAGGGGAACUUCAAGUGGAAAACCCAAUUAUGCGUUGACACUGGAUUGGCACUGGCUGGCAGAUAAGCCCUUAACUCUGUUGCUUGCUCAAUCCUCUCAGCAGAAUGGGAGAGAGAAUUGGAAGCACAAAAGCAUUGAGAUAAAGACACUUCAUUAAAUAGAAGGGGAAAAAAGAAACUCAAGUGAUGCAAAGGCAUUCACUUACCACCUCCUGCCAGCAGACCAAUGCCCAUCCAGUCUCCAAGCAACAGCUACUUUGGAACCACACAGCCAACACUCCCACACACACAAGUUUUUUUGCUGAGCAUGACAUUGUAUGGUAUGGAUAUUUCUUCAGUCUGUUCAGGGCAGCUGUCCUGGCUGUGCCCUCCUGCACUCUUGCCUAACCCCAGCCGUCUCUGCUGGGGUGGCAGAGUGAGAAACAGAGAAGGCCUUGACCCUGUGCAAGCACUGCUCAGCAACGUGGUUGUGUUAUAAAUACUGUUUUGGUUGCAAAUCUGAAACGCAGCGCCAUAAGGGCUGCUGUAAAGAAAAUUAACUCCUUCCCAGUGUAAGGCAGUCCACAGGUCCACUUACUGAAGAGUUAAUCCAAGACUCACUUCCUGCAUUUCUGUACAGCACCUUCUCAGGGUGGUUACUUCUUUCUGAAAGGGCUUUUUUCGCAGCAGGCAAUUAGCCUGCUCCACAGUGCUCCUUUUCACGGAGGGAGCAGGGGAUGCUAGCUCUUUUUCUUUCAGCACAAAAAUGGGGAUAUAAAGCAAAAAUGAGCCCUUUCUGUAUCAGUGUUCUGGCAAUUUAGCAGCCAGUGUUGGAGACAAAAUACUUAUAUGUGCCUUCAGGGCAUGCACUUUAGUGGUUUGCUCUGAAUGGUUAUGGUGUAUUCUAUGAAUGUAUGUUAUAGAAUCAGAAUAAAAUGCAUGUAGCAGACAUAUACUCAUCAUUGUAAUCCAAUGAUCAUUUGUUUCUGAGUGCGUAUUACAUACUGUAUUGAACAUGGCACAGUCAUUU